Messenger RNA from Laccaria bicolor S238N-H82, 318 nucleotides. RefSeq lists its product as uncharacterized. Gene Ontology annotation, molecular function: nucleic acid binding; zinc ion binding. The record is from RefSeq and is a predicted model, not a curated record. Lineage: Eukaryota; Fungi; Basidiomycota; Agaricomycetes; Agaricales; Hydnangiaceae. The coding region runs from base 1 to 318 and encodes 105 amino acids. The transcript has a single exon.
AUGCAAGCUAGGCAUCAGCAAAAGGGCGGAAGAAAUACAAGCUCACAGGGAAAGAAGAAAACAGAUGUGGAGUGUUACAACUGCCACAAGACAGGCCACAUAUCAAAUGAAUGUUGGGCCAAAGGAGGAGGUCAUGAGGGACAAGGUCCAAAGGGCCGUCAAGGGCCAAAUAGAGGAGACAGAUCCCAUCAAACACAAGAUUCUGUGAACAACUCAUUGGGUGAUUGUGCAUACAUGGUUAAUCAAAAUAUCCACGAAUUUUCGAAAUAUGACUGGGUACUUGACUCAGCCACAACCUCACACAUUUGCACAACCUGA